This is a messenger RNA of Salvia splendens (bonfire salvia), 730 nucleotides long. RefSeq names its product nudix hydrolase 9. The record is from RefSeq and is a predicted model, not a curated record. Gene Ontology annotation, molecular function: GDP-mannose hydrolase activity. Bases 43 to 606 code for a protein of 187 amino acids. NCBI's taxonomy places the organism in Eukaryota, Viridiplantae, Streptophyta, Magnoliopsida, Lamiales, Lamiaceae. The transcript is spliced from 5 exons.
GUUAAUUCGUCGAACAGUUUGGCGCUCCCGUGGUUCGCUGUAAUGGAAACAGUGGAGCGGCGCACUGGAUUCGUCGCCGGCGAUGAACUUCCCAAAUUUAAACUUCUACUGUCGUGUCCGGCAGGUCUCUCUCCUUCCGAGAUUUGGGAGAGGAGAGUGGAACAAAACCCAUCCUUGUUCAACGGACUCAAGUUCAGGCCCAAAGAACUUGGCAUAAUAAGACAUCAAACAGAUGGAGAAUCAAUCCAGGAGAUGGUGGACAAAAGGGUUUCUGAGGAAAUGUUUGAGAGCAUUAUUCGUGAAGUAGUUGAAGAAAUUGGAGUUCCUGCUGCUACCCUUGGCAAGCCCAUCUUUAUUGGUAUAUCACAGAGAGCGUUGAAUGUUAGACCAACUGCCUUCUUCUUCAUUAAAUGCAGUCUUAAGUCGGAGGAGAUUCAUAAGUGCUAUUCGAGCGCUGAAGAUAGUUACGAAUCAACCCAGCUUUAUACCAUGCCAAUGAGUGAUUUGGCCCGCAUUAUGCCUAAGAUGCCGGGAUGCCACCAAGGAGGAUUUGCACUCUAUAAGUUGAUGGUUGAUGCUGUGAAAGAGAACAAACAGUCCUUGUAGGCACAGUGCAAAAUAAGAUAAUAACUUACAUAUGUUUUGAUGUAGUCUGUGAUGAAGAAGAAAUUAUAGGAAAUCAGUAUUAACCGUUCAGAAAUGAGAGUAUUCUCGCAUUGCAAUUUGUGAC